AUGGUUUGGAUGACAUACGCGAUAGUCGCGAUAGUGAUUGUGCCGACGCCGACCAAACAGUGUGCGCACAUAAUGAAUACCAUCCGAUCGUGUUUCACCGCCACCGUCGCGUUUCUCGUUGUUGCGAUCGGCGGCAGAGUCGCGUCUUCCAUGGAUAAUAUCGUGCCGGCCAGGAAGUGCUGUGAAAUGGAUCGGAUAUACGACCCGGAAGUGCGGUUCUGCAGCAGGCCGACCGGGCAAGGCAGCAAGUUCGAGCGGAGUAGGCUGAAUGUAAAGGUGGCAGCCAAUACGGUGUUGGAUAUGUUCUAUGAUAAACGGCUACAUUGCAACGCCACGGAAGUGCUAGUCGACGUGCACGCCGUAGAGGUGCGUGGGCUGAUGGAGGCGCACACGUCGCCCAUCGAGUUGCCGCCGAACUACUGCUUCGACCUGACGCCGUCCGAUGAGCUGGUGGCCCGGACGUGCCGACCACGCGGCCAGUACUGCGGCCGGGACGAUUACACGUGCGUCAACAAGUGCUGCUACCCCGGAUUAAUAGCCGUCACCGACCCCAACACCGAUAACUUUUUGUGUAUUGAGAGCGAGAUGCCGUUCACGUUGUCCGCCUAUGAAACAGACGCGGGCGGAAGUCCGGUGGGCCGGUCGAACAACACGGUGCUACCGUACGACACACGCUUGUGUUUGUCGGUCGAAUUAUUGGACGACAGGUUCAUGUUGACCACGGACGGCAGCCUUUUCCUUCUCCACGACGGCGUCGAAUGGAUCAUCCCAGGCACGGAUUACUGCUUGGAGUAUUACAUCAAGGACGGGCCACCGGAGGCCGCCGUUCUGAGGGCGUUCCUGUGCACGAAUGCCAAACCACCGGUCAGUAUUCUCUUUUGGGUUAAAAUCCUGUCUGUCGUGUGCCUGGUGCUCACGCUGAUCGUAUACGCCACGCUGCCUUACCUCCGGAACGCCAGCGGCUACUACUUCAUAUUCUACAUGGCCUGCCAGCUCGUGUACUUCGUCUUCGAUGUGAUCUAUGAUUUGGUAGAAGACGACAUAAAAAGCCCGUGGUGCAUUCCAUACGGUUAUUUUGCUUUCUUUGCAACUAUGACAACAUGUUGCUGGUUAAAUGUAAUAUGCUUCGAUGUUUACUGGAUGUUAAGAUACAACAAUUUAAUAAACAGAAAUACAUCCAAAUCAGUACGUACCAUUAUGUACCAUAUUUACUGUUGGGGAUUUUCAAGUAUUUGCGUAUCUACUGGUUAUUUAUUUCAACAUUCGCAAAACGAAACGCUACUGGAAUUAGCACCCAAUAUUGGAAAAUUUGCAUGCUUUUUUAGAGGUGUCUAUGUCUACGGAAAUUUUAUUUUCUACUGGCUACCCACCCGUGGUAUGCUGAUUGCUAAUUUAAUAUUGUUCUUUCUAACUGCUAUUCAUUUUUCAAGAAUUAAAUCUGAACUCAAUAAAUUCAGACAAACCGAUUCAAAAAUAGAAAUGUUUCUUGUUUACAAAGAGAGAUUCGUAAUAAACAUCAAACUAUUUCUGGUUUUUGGAAUGCCAUUUUUAUUUUUUAUGGUAUCUGAGUUUUUCCAAAUUAAAGGAAUCAAAAUGGUAAUUAUAAAAGCAAUUACCAAUCUACAAGGAGUAUAUAUAUUUAUUAUAUUCGUGACCAAGUCCAAAGUUAUUAUGAACUUACGGAAAAAGUUUAGAGGUUCAAUGGAUCACAGUGAGGGGACACGAAUUAACACUAUCCCUGGGUCGUCAUAAAAGUGGCACAAAGUUAUAAUGAUUUCUGAAUGCAAUAUGAACAUACUAUUUACAUAUUAUUGUAAUAAUAUAUAUUAAGAUUUAAGACUCUAGGCUCUAAGGCAUAAAAAAAAUCAUUGUUUUUGUGUCUUUAAAUAUUACGUUAUUGUUUUUUGUGGUUAUUAUAAUAAUACAAUAAUAGUUAAUAAAAAAAAAUACGAUUUAUCAAAUUUUAUAUUAUUAUGUUAUAUUUUAGUCAAAUAAUUUAUAUUUGGUUUAAUACAUAGUAUAUAUUAUAUUUAUUUAAAAAAUGGAUAAAUCCUAUCUAAUAAUUUAACAAAAUAAUGUUAAAUUGUUUAAUUGAUCUUUUUCUUGAGUUUUAAUGUUCACUUUUAUUCUUUUCCAAUAAACUACAAAAAGUAUGUUUUAAAGAAAAUAUAAAUAACAAGUUUUGUUAAAUUCCAUAGUUAAAUAUUAUGUAGGUGUACAGUGUACACAGAUUUAUACCAUAAAAAUUUAAUCUAAUCAAUAUUCAU
This is a messenger RNA of Metopolophium dirhodum (rose-grain aphid), 2267 nucleotides long. Its product is annotated as G-protein coupled receptor Mth-like. The record is from RefSeq and is a predicted model, not a curated record. Gene Ontology annotation, cellular component: membrane. Gene Ontology annotation, molecular function: transmembrane signaling receptor activity. Gene Ontology annotation, biological process: cell surface receptor signaling pathway. The transcript has 6 exons. The coding region runs from base 1 to 1752 and encodes 583 amino acids. NCBI's taxonomy places the organism in Eukaryota, Metazoa, Arthropoda, Insecta, Hemiptera, Aphididae.